Ostreococcus lucimarinus CCE9901 is the source of this 1110-nucleotide messenger RNA. RefSeq lists its product with no specific name. The coding region runs from base 63 to 1058 and encodes 331 amino acids. The transcript has a single exon. The record is from RefSeq and is a predicted model, not a curated record. Lineage: Eukaryota; Viridiplantae; Chlorophyta; Mamiellophyceae; Mamiellales; Bathycoccaceae.
CCCGAGCCGCGCCGACGCGUCGAUCGCGCGCCGCGACGACCGUGAAGACGCCAACGAGCGUCAUGAUCGCCCGAACCGUCGUCGUCGCCGCCGCGCUCGCGCUCGCGGCGUGCCCGACCCCGAUCGUCGCCGUCAAGUUUGGCGAGGAUUUCACCGACACGCUGAAAAAGAAACCGGAACCGCUGAAGGGACCGACGUACGCGCGCGAUUUCGACGGCACGCAGAUAUUCGCGGAUGAUUUGUCGACCAUGUACAUGCACGGAUUGACGUGCGGGGCGUGCAUGGCGGUGCUGAACGAGACGAAGACGCUGUACGAUCGCACGGAGGAGACAAAAUUUCAUCACCCGGACGACGUCACGGGAGGUUUGAUGUACGAUUACAUGCACGAAGCGACGGAACCCGAGGAAUUCUGCGAUGGGAACGUGCUGGGGGAGAAGUAUGGGUUGAAUAAUAUCACUGGACACGUGGCGGCGGCGGCGUGGUUGCGGUUGCGGGCGGUGAGCCAGUUGCGCUUGCACGGUCAAUACGAAGGCACGGAGAUGGGCAAGCGAGCGAUGAUGUCUUUGAAUGAGUACCGAUGGGCGAUUGAUCUUGGAUUGUUGGGAUAUGAUUUGUUCUCUUUGCUCGAGGAGGACGAGGAGCGAUUCGAUCCGAUCAAGCUCGCGGAGGAAAACGCGGUCGAGGUCGACGAAGACGACGAAAAGUAUGACCAAAAAGUUGAUACUCGGGAAUUCAUCGUCCGUUCGCUCAAGACGCAUCCUUAUCGCAUCCCAAGACAGAAGAUGAAGCUCGAGCAAGUGUGUUACGACAUCGUCAAGAGUCGACCUUACAUUCAAGCGCUGCUCCACCAGAAAUUGCGCCGCGAUCGCCACUACGAGAUUUGCCACGCGCUGAAAAAGUGUGUCUGGAAAACACCACAAGAAGUGCGAAUCAUCGAGCAAGCCCGCGAGGAAGCGCUCGAAGCUUACAUGGAAGCACUCUUAGAAGAAGGUGAAGACCUGUUCGACGACGAAGGAGAAGGAAAAGAGAAUGAAGACGAGGAAGGAAAGGAAUUAUAAAAUGCUUUGCUCAUUGUUUCAAUCGGUACUGUAUCAGCGUUGAUGUGCGCAU